Messenger RNA from Phyllostomus hastatus (greater spear-nosed bat), 2662 nucleotides. RefSeq lists its product as uncharacterized. Lineage: Eukaryota; Metazoa; Chordata; Mammalia; Chiroptera; Phyllostomidae. The transcript has 5 exons. Bases 1 to 1023 code for a protein of 340 amino acids. The record is from RefSeq and is a predicted model, not a curated record.
AUGGCUUUUGAGGAGCCGGAGGGUGUCCUGGCUGCAGAGGCGCUGCAGGGGGCAGCCCCUGGCCUCGGGGAGCAGGGGCCAGAUGAUCAGACCCACUGCACCCCGAAACCGGCCCAGGCCGUGGGCUCAGACCGCUGCAAACCAAGGGCAGGGGCAGGGAGGGCGUGGUCAUUGCCCAUUUCCAAAACGCUGGGCUCUCCGGAUCGGAGUGUCAACGGCAAACCCAAUGGGCUGUCCCUGGGGAGCUCAGAACCAGGAGGGGAUGCGGACACCUUCGCUGUGGCUGCUCAGGCGCCUGGGAGAAGCUUCCGGCCCCCGCCCCCGCCCCCGGCUCUGCUGCUGGAAGCCGUCCCGGCGCAGCGCUGCUCGGCUGUCAUCUGGUCAGAGACGCUGACAGGCGCAGGCAGGCCGCCAGCUCGCCCCGCGCGCCACUUGGAGGUUGGGCUGGCAGAUGAACCGGUCCUGGGAGGGGCCCGGAGGGAAGAUUUCACAUUCACGUCUCCGCUGCGCCGCGCCCCCGCGCUCCGGCUCCCAGCUGCAGCGGGGAGGGCUGACAGGCGCCAGCCGGGCGCGGGCAGAUGGUGCGGCAGGGCCCGUCAGAGCCGGACGCGGCGCUGCUCCCGCGGAACCGGGGCCUGCCCACCCGGAGCUGAGCGGCGCUGGAGGCACUCCGGCUCAUUCCGGCUCAUGCCGGCUCCUUCCGAGCCAGAGUCAGACCCUGCCGGGCAGGCACUGACCUCUCGUUCUCAGAGCUGCUUCAGCGGGGACGGGUCCCCGGCAGGGGCCACCAGGACAGGCCCCGCGGGCGUCCCUGAGCUCCGGCCCGUGGCAGAGGAGUGGCUGGGUGUGAAAGUGGCCAUUCACACCCAGGGGAGGAGCCUGGACAGCCCGGGAAGGCCCGGGCUCCAAAACACGCUCUUUCCCGCCCCGGCGGCCGGAGGCCACGCCCCCGCCCCGCCCCGCACUGCCAGGACCUGCGGCUUCGUGACGUCAGCAGGGGCGUCUCCCGAUUUCAGACCCUGAGCAGGAAGACGCACGUGGCGAGUUCAGCCGCCAUCCUCCAGCCCCCCUGUAGUCUAAGUCCCCGGCUGGAACACAGACACCUCGCCGGGGCUGCGGACGCGGUCCUGGAUGCGGGGGGCGUCCCGUGCCGGCGGCCAGCCCGACUCCUGGGCGCAGAGCAAGGAAGCGGGGUCCUCGUCCACCGGGGCGUCUGCUGCUCCCUGGGGCUCCGGCGGGCUCCGCGGGCCCGGGGGGCCCGCGCCUGUGCAGCCUGCUCCCCAAAGCCUGUCCCGAAGGCUCCCCAUGGACGCCCACCCGUGGAGGCCCCUUCAGGGGAGGCCUGGCCCACGCCUGGGACGCUGUCCAAGUUGGUGGCUUCCCCACGGAGCGGCUGGGACAGGGGCGGCAGCUCUGGGGUGACCUGGUUCGGUGGGUCGGGGUCGGGGUCACCCCUGCCCGACCCUGGGGUGUGUGUUCGUUAGCACGUGUGAGCUCCCCAGGUGGUGGGCGGCAGGUCAGGCCUUCUCUGUCCCUGUGAGCCACAAGGAAGCCACUCGCACCGUGACUGGUACCGGCGCGGCCUGUGUGUGCACACAUACACACACACACACGCACGCGCACACGGCCCUCCCAGCGUGCACGGCGGCUCGGGACUCCCUGCAGGACCCAGCCCUCCCCGACCCCUCCCCGACCCCUCCCCUCCGCUCCUCUCCCCGGCCCAUCCCACGAUUCGGCGACAAGCCCUCUCUCUGCAGCUGCGGAAACAUGGCUGGCCGACUCACUGCGACGAGUCACGUUGUCAGGGGUGGCCACCCCGUGUGGGUCCACGGAGGAUGGCGUUGUCGCCGUGGCCCUGCUCCCAGAGGCGGCCGCGGGCGAACAGGCCAGGGCUCCCGUGAGUCGAGACCCCGGUGGUCGCUGCAGACGGAGUGUCUCUGCCGGGAAGCCCUGUGGACUCUGCACAGGGGACAGAGUCCUGUCCAGGUCACGUCCCUGCCCGGGACCAACCUUCCUCCCUGCUCGUCAGGCGCCAGGUGCUUGGCGCUCACCUGGCACCUACCCCACGGAGCGAACCGUGAGGUCACCUGCGCCGCCCAUCUCACUGGUGAGGGCUCUGAGGUCCAGUCACCUGGCCUACACGUCCCCUUGAUGCCAGGUGCUCUCUCUUCCCACCACCCGCUGGCGUUCCCAGUUGGAGGAUGUGCUUCUCCGUGGAACAAGGUCCCGUGGCCGGCGUCCCCUCCAUGGCUUGACGGCAGGGCCUCAACUCAGCAGGAGCGUGGAGCCUGGGCGCCUGCCGCCGUGAAUGCCGUGCCCGACGCCGACGCUGACGCCGGCCACAGAGCAGGUGCACAGCCCCCACGGCAGGUGCAGAAGGGGGGCCAGCUGGGGCCCCCACCGGGACUUCCUCCCUCAGGGCCUUUUGACGUGGCCCACCCACCGUGGGGCCUGAGGGCCCGGCCAGUUCCCCCUCCACGGGGGACAGCCGCCCAGAGGGCCGGUCGCACUAACCCACCGCGGUGACACUCUGAACCCCGACCCACUCGCCGUCCUCGGCUCCCGGUCCUUCCACGAGCCUCCAGAGCUGGCGGCACGGAACGGGCGCCCUGCCUCCUGGGCCCCACACGCCGGGGUCCAGCCUCGUCUCUGGUUCCCUCCC